Odocoileus virginianus texanus is the source of this 2489-nucleotide messenger RNA. It is a transcript of the gene HDAC11, whose product is annotated as histone deacetylase 11. Gene Ontology annotation, molecular function: histone deacetylase activity. Gene Ontology annotation, cellular component: histone deacetylase complex. The record is from RefSeq and is a predicted model, not a curated record. Lineage: Eukaryota; Metazoa; Chordata; Mammalia; Artiodactyla; Cervidae.
UCCGCCCCCAGCGGAGGCGGCCGAGGCCGGGGGCGUGUCCUGGGCGGGGCCUCGCCCCGCCCCGCCCGAUCGCGGAGCGGUGGCGGCGCAGGGAGGGCCCGGCCCCGGGAUGCCACACCCAACCCAGCUGUACCAGCAUGUGCCGGACUCACGCUGGCCCAUCGUGUACUCACCGCGUUACAACAUAACCUUCCUGGGCCUGGAGAAGCUGCACCCCUUUGACGCAGGAAAAUGGGGCAAAGUGAUCAGCUUCCUGAAAGAAGAGAAGCUGCUGUCAGACAGCAUGCUGGUGGAGGCGCGGGAGGCCUCGGACGAGGAUCUGCUGGUGGUGCACACGAGGCGCUAUCUCAACGAGCUGAAGUGGUCCUUUGCCGUCGCCACCAUCACAGAGAUCCCGCCGGUCAUCUUCCUGCCCAACUUCCUGGUGCAGAGGAAGGUGCUCAAGCCCCUGCGGACCCAGACGGGAGGAACCAUAAUGGCGGGGAAGCUGGCGGUGGACCGUGGCUGGGCCAUCAACGUAGGCGGCGGCUUCCACCACUGCUCCAGCGACCGGGGUGGAGGCUUCUGUGCCUACGCGGACAUCACACUUGCCAUCAAGUUCCUGUUUGACCGAGUGGAGGGCGUCUCCAAAGCCACCAUCGUGGACCUCGACGCUCAUCAGGGCAACGGGCACGAGCGUGACUUCAUGGGCGACAAGCGCGUGUACAUCAUGGACGUGUACAACCGCCACAUCUACCCCGGGGACCGCUUCGCCAAGCAGGCCAUCAGGCGGAAGGUGGAGCUGGACUGGGGCACGGAGGAUGAUGAAUACCUUCAGAAGGUGGAGAGGAACCUGGAGAAGGCGCUCCAGGAGCACCGGCCCGACGUGGUGGUGUACAACGCAGGCACGGACAUCCUCGAGGGGGACCGCCUUGGGGGGCUGGCCAUCAGUCCGCAGGGUGUCGUGAAGCGGGACGAGCUGGUGUUCCGGAUGGUCCGUGGCCGCCAGCUGCCCAUCCUCAUGGUGACCUCGGGCGGCUACCAGAAGCGCACGGCCCGCAUCAUCGCUGACUCCAUCCUUAACCUGUACAGCCUGGGGCUCAUCGGGCCCGAGUCCGCCAAUGUCUCAGCUCAGAACUCAGACUCGCCUCUGCUGCCCCCCGAGGUGCCCUGACCACGCUGCCCUCUCGGGGGCUGCCCGCCUGCUGCCCGUCCGCCCACCCACCGGCCCCCCCCACGUCUCCUCCUCCAGCCGAGGGGCAGGGGAUGCCUCGCGCAGCUCCGCUCACCCCCCGCCCCCCGGGUGUUGGGGGCAGAAGGCAGGGCCCGAGUCCCGGCAGGACCAGACCCUGCAGAGGUGGCCGUUCUCCCAGGAGGGAGGAGGCAGGUGAGGCUCCGGGUGCAGGGGGUUGCCCCCCAGGGUGGGGUGCUCUAGUUUUCAACACAGCAUGGCCGUUUCAGACUGAGGAGGCUUGCAGGACCUCCCUCCUGCCUCUUCUCCGCCCUCUCCCCCUGCCGCCAGGGGUGGGACGUCCAAGAGGGGCUCAGCCCGUCUCUUGGGUGGGAUUCCCAGGCAGCAGGGAGGAGCCCGUGUCCUGGAUGUGGGGUCGCAGGGAAGGGCGUACAGGCGCAGAUGGGCUUUCCCAUCUGAUGUCCCCUCCCAUCAAUAAAGGAAGGGCUGGACCCGCUGUCCCUGCGCCCCUCCCCGCUCGUGGAGAGGGGGAGCAUGUUCCACCAACAUGUUGCUUGUCCAGAGGGAAGGGCAGGCUUGGGGUGGGGGGGCAGGGGACGAGCUCUGGGCUCAAGGACAGGACAGGCCUAAGCUCUGGAGGCCAGAGGAAAGCGAGGCCCAGCCCAGGAGACCAUGGAGGGGCAGGUGGCCCAGUGGGGUCCCACAGGCCCCGAGGCCCAGGUGGGGACCGUGGUGCUGGUGACACCAGGCUGGGGUUGCUGGAGGUGAGCGGAGGGUCUCCAUCCUGGCCUACAGUGGGUAGGGGUUGGUGCUGGGGUGGGGCCCAGGUAGGGCUACAGCCUCCACCGGCCUCCCCGAAAAUGCCAGGCCUGCCCUGCAUCUGGGGUCCCAGGUGGGCCCUGACCUUGUCCCCGGCUCUACUCUGAAGGGGAUGCUCAGGACCCCUGGGAAGCCGGGGGUUGGCGAGGCAUCCAGCGCUCCACGGCCUGGGUGUGUUCUCAGUGAUCAGAGUUGGGGGAGGGAAGGUGGGCCGUCCCUGAUCAACCCCCUCUGGGACUCUGCUCCUCGCCACUUGGGGGUGCCCUGAAUUCUCCCACCUUCUCCCUCACACCCCCUCUGCUGUGGGGGCAGGGUGGGUCCCAAGAUGACCCCGUGUCACAAACACUUGGACGCCCCUCUGCCCCGCCCUGCCCCCCAGGCCCUGCACCUGACACCCCUUCUCCUCAACACGGGGCUGCGACCCCAGGGGGCAGGCGGCGACGGGCUUGUGUCCACGGAGCCUCUGUUCCAGAGAACCAUAAAGGCCCUUCCCGAUGCA